Trypanosoma conorhini is the source of this 1149-nucleotide messenger RNA. RefSeq names its product putative aminopeptidase, putative,metallo-peptidase, Clan MG, Family M24. The record is from RefSeq and is a predicted model, not a curated record. Lineage: Eukaryota; Euglenozoa; Kinetoplastea; Trypanosomatida; Trypanosomatidae. The coding region runs from base 1 to 1149 and encodes 382 amino acids. The transcript has a single exon.
AUGUCGCGGAACGUUGGUGCCGAGGAGGACUGGGAGGACGUGGGGGCCGUCGAGGAGGAGGAGGAGGAAGAAGAAGACACGACCAUCAACAACUCUGAUGUGGUGAUGCGGUAUAAAAAGGCGGCCUUGUGGUGCAAUGAAACACUCCAGGUGCUGCUUGAUGCGGCCAAGCCUGGCGCAAAGGUGUAUGACCUCUGCAGGUUGGGCGAUGAGACAAUCGCGAAGAAGCUUAAGACGAUGUUUAAAGGCACGGAGAAGGGUAUAGCUUUCCCAACGUGCGUCUCCGUAAACAGUUGUGUGGCACACAACAGCCCGUCAGCUGACGAUGAGGCGGCCUCCCAAGAGAUUCAGCUUGGGGAUGUGGUGCACUUUGAUCUGGGCGUUCACGUGGACGGGUACUGUGCGCAGGUGGCCCACACCGUGCAGGUAACUGAGAAUAAUGAGCUUGCUGCCGAUGCGAAGGCCACAAAGGUCAUUUCCGCAGCUCACAGCAUUCUUAACACGGCGAUGCGCAAGCUGCGGCCCGGGACCAACGUUUAUGAUGUGACAGAAAUCAUUGAAAAGGCUGCCGCACACUACGGUGUUACCCCCGUCGAUGGCGUCCUUUCACACAUGCUGAAGCGUUACAUUGUUGACAGCUUUCGGUGCAUUCCACAACGGAAGGUAGCGGAACACCUUGUGCAUGACUACACGCUGGAGGCAGGGCAGGUGUGGGCGCUCGACAUCGUCGUGAGCUCUGGAAAGGGCAAACUAAAGGAGCGUGAUGCACGGCCGACCAUCCACAAGGUAGCGCUGGACUCCAAAUACGCCAUGAAGAUGGAGUCGGCGCGUGAGCUUCAGCGUGAGAUUGAGGCGAAGUACCAGACAUUUCCUUUUGCGCUGCGGAACCUGGAGACAAAGAGGGCUCGCCUAGGUCUCACAGAGAUGGUGAAGCACGACGCCGUGGUUCCGUACCCUGUUUUGUACGAGCGGGACGGCGAAGUGGUCGGUCACUUCAAGGCCACGGUGCUGAUUACAGGCAAGAAGAUCGAGCCAGUGACGGGGCUCAGGCCGCAGAAGGCGCCGGCGCUGCCCGCGUACACCGAUGAGCUCUUGCUGACCACAAGCAAACUGCCGCUUUCCCUCGAGGAGAAGAAGCGGAAGAAUUAA